This is a messenger RNA of Onychostruthus taczanowskii (white-rumped snowfinch), 900 nucleotides long. RefSeq names its product procollagen C-endopeptidase enhancer 1-like. The transcript has 3 exons. Lineage: Eukaryota; Metazoa; Chordata; Aves; Passeriformes; Passeridae. The record is from RefSeq and is a predicted model, not a curated record. The annotation marks the transcript as partial.
GUACCCGAGGGCCAGGUGGCCACGCUGUCGUUCCGCGUCUUCGACCUGGAGCCGGAGCCGCGCUGCCGCUUCGACGCGCUGGCCGUGUUCGGGGGCCACGGCCCCGCGGCGCCGCUGCUGGGGCGCUUCUGCGGCACCUUCCGGCCCGGGGCGCUGCGGGCACCCCAAAACCGCCUGCGCCUGCACAUGGAGAGCGACGGCGGCACCGCCGGCAGGGGCUUCCUGGCCUGGUUCAGCGCCGGCAGCCCCCCGAGCGACGGUGGGUGCGGGGCCGCGGGGAGACCCCCGAGGAGGGAAACUGAGGCCAGGAGCACCCAGAACCGUGAGGGGAAGCUGCGGCCGGGACCCCCAGCCGGGGCCGGGCAGGGCCCGUGCGGCCGGGCCCCCCCGAGCCCCCGUCCCGGCUCUGAGCCCGCUGCCGUACCUGCAGUGCUGACCGGCGCGGUGAAGUCGCUGUCGCGGGGCCCGCCGCCGGAGCCGGCCUGGGCCUCGCUCUCCGUGCUCGGCCUCUACAAGUGGGGCCCGCUCGGGGCCCCUCCGCCCGCCGCCGGCUCCUCGCUGCGGCUGCAGCUGCCCUGCCGCCUGUGCCCGGCGCUCAAGAGAGGCUCCAGCUACGUCCUGAUGGGGCGGCUGGCGGCCGACGGGGCGGCGCUGCUGCCGCCCGACGCCUUCGUGGUGCCCUACCGCCCGCAGCAGCAGCAGCAGGUGCUGGGCAACCUCAGCAAGAGGCCGUGCCGGGGGACCCCCUGAGACCCCCGGAGAGAGACCCCCCCCCGCCCCGCGCCGGCCCCCGCUCCUUCGCAAAUAAAGGGUGCACAGAUGGAGCGCGUGCCUGGAGGUUCUGGGGGAGAGGGCCUGAGAGCCGCAUUCAAGGGGAGAACCCAAAAUAGGAGCCUCAAA